AUGAACAAUAAUAAUAACAAUCCAUCCUUACAAUUGCUAGGAUCCAUGAUUCAAUUAAUGAUGAAUCAACAACAACAACAACAACAAUCAGGAAGUAAUACUACUCCCAAUAAUAAUUCAAUGCUGUCGAGUAAUAACAAUAACAACAAUAUAUCCUCCUCUUCUCCGAGCAAUGCUAACAACAACCCUCCAACAUUGAGUGCACUCCAACAGCAACAAUUGACAAGCAUGUUACUAUCGAAUGCAACAAACUCUCCGAAUCAUCAUCAACAACCCAAUCAUUGGAUUCAACAGGCUCUUUCCCAUGUAGUGAAUCAACAGCAGCAACAAUCACCAGUCUCCUCAACAGGCUCAUCCAAUUCCUCCUCUACUAAUAAUAAUAUUAAUUUGACUCCCCAACAACAACAAACCAUGAUGAAGAUGCUCAUGGGAGCUGCCAACAACAAUUCAUCCUCUCCUCCGAAUCAUAAUAAUCAACAAAUGAGUACCACAACAACACCCAACAACAAUAACAAUUCAUCCUCCAAUUUGACACCAAUCAGUGCUAAUAGUGGUGGUUCCAAUACUAAUAAUAAUCAACAAAUGAUUAAUCAACUCAUACAAAUGUCUCUCCAACAACAACCUAAUCAAGUUCCCUCCUCCAUGCUCUUUACUUCCCUCCUCAAUACACUCUCACCCCAGAACAAUAAUAACAAUGGUGCCAAUUGCUCUGUUCACUUUCAACCAACCUCCUCCAAUAAUAAUAACAACAAUAACUCCUCUAACAAUAAUAGCAGCAGCUGCAACAACAAUACAACACCAACAACAACACCAAUCUCCCAAACCUCCUCCAAUACUACCACCUCCACCAAUAGCAACUCGAAUACUUCUCUCACUCCAAAAGAAUUGGAACAACUCUACCUCCUCAGACAAUUACUCGUAACAGAGAGUGAAAAAAUGAAACAAGUUCCCUCCUCCGUUGCUCAACAACAACAACAACAGUUACAUCAUCAACUUCAUAUGGUGGUGGGUAAUAAUGGUAGUGUUGGUGGUGGUGGACAGAAUGGUCUAAUGCUUGGUGGUGUUUCAUCAUCAACAAAUACAUCUUUAUCGGGGCAACAUUUGGGAUCAAGUUUGCAAACGCCCAAUAGUACAAACUCUUCAUCGUCAUCAAAUAAUUCAUCAUCAAAUAAUCAAUCACCUAGCAAUAAUAAUGGAGGGUAUAUGAAUGGAAUAGCUAUGAAUGGCUAUUAUCAAAAUAAUUUAAUGAUGGGAAAUAAUGGAAUGCCAAAUCCUUCAUCCUCAUCCUCACUGACUGGUAAUUUUGUUAUCACCAACAAGGUCAUGUCAUCAAAGAAGAAGGAAGAGGACAAACUUCAAGAUAUCCUCGGUACAAUAUUAGAAAGACAACGAAAUAAUCAUCAAUUGGUGAAUGCCAUUGGUAGCGAUAAUCCUUUUGGUCAACUUUUACCACUCUAUGAGCAAGCCCUAAAGUAUGGACAGUUGGAUGUUCCAUUCCAGAUUCAAAACCAACUCAUGUCAGAAUUUAUGAGACAAAAACAACCACCUUCACAACCUCCCCAAGAUUCAAACAUGACAGCCUCCACAAUGAAUCACAAUGUUGUUCCUCAAGGUUCAUCUGGGCUCACUAGUUCUGCAUCAUUUUCCUCCUUUGCUGCUGGUAAUUUCUCCGAAGACAAUUACUUGUUUUUCAAUUCGUCUCUAGAAGAUUUUUUAUUUAAUGGACAAGAAACUAAUCAAGACCAAAGCAAUCAGAACAUGUUUCCAUUCUAUGAAAACUAA
Molecule: messenger RNA, 1782 nt
Organism: Naegleria gruberi
Lineage: Eukaryota; Heterolobosea; Eutetramitea; Acrasida; Naegleriidae
Exons: 1
Coding region: 1-1782 (593 amino acids)
Source: RefSeq, a predicted model, not a curated record